AUGGCCAUGCAGUCCGUGCCAUUGCUCUUACGGCAAUCGCUGCGAGCUCAUUCCCAGAUCAUACGCGCAGGCGCCCGAUCGAAACAAUCCCCUCAAGUCCGAUUCCGUACAACACCUCCGAAUGUCUUUGCCGACAGGCCGAUCGCCCGAAGCUUCUCGAUUUGCAGCCAAUGUCACUUUCACCAGCUCCCCAGGUCACUCGCCCCGCUUCCGGAUGAGAAGGAUAAGAUCUCAGACGAAUUAGGGAGGGUCAAUGAGCAUUCUGCGGCAGGCAUCGUGUCAGACGGCGUGCCAGACUCCAAUGCAGCCGCGGGGACCCCUCACAAAAGCUCCUCGGAGCAGGACUCGACCUCGUCAUGGCAGGCACAAAUGAAGAUCGAAAACGAAGCAUCACCUGAGGGGACAGCGGCCGAGCAGAAGAAACAGUCUACACCUUCUUGGUCAACUCUAAGCUCUUCAGCCGGCGGGUUGCCGUCUUACCUGGAGAAUCGCCGAUCUCAAUUGUCAAAGCAGUUCACUACGAUGAUGGAUACAAUGCAAGCCAAUGUCUUUGUCGCAGGACAGCGUCUUAAUGAUCUGACGGGCUACUCUGCCAUCGAGGUGCUCAAGAAGGAUAUUGAAACUCAAGAAGAUCGACUCCGCGAAGCUCGUGCUCAAGUGCGCAGGGCCAAGGAAAACUACACAUCUGCAAUUAACAAUCGGUCUACUUCGCAGCGCGAGGUUAACGAGCUCCUGCAGCGUAAGCACGCCUGGUCCCCGACCGACCUCGAGCGCUUUACGUUAUUGUACCGCAAUGAUCAUGCCAACGAGCUCGCUGAAGCGGAGACACAAGAGGCACUCUCCCGUGCAGAGCGAGAGGCAGAAGAAGCUGCCGCUUCGCUGAACAAGAGCAUUCUUUCCCGUUACCACGAAGAGCAGGUCUGGUCGGACAAAAUUCGCCGGAUGAGCACCUGGGGCACCUGGGGUCUCAUGGGUGUCAACGUCCUGCUCUUUUUGAUUUUCCAGAUUGCCGUGGAACCUUGGCGCCGCAGCCGACUUGUCAAGGGGUUCGAAGACAAGGUCGUCGAGGCCCUGGAGAAAGAGAAGAGCUUGAACCACAUCCAUAGCGCCGUUUCCUUGCCCGCAGGCUCGGUGACCCUCCCCGAGGUCAUUGAUUCCACGGUCGAGAAAUCUGUCGCGGCCAUCGAAGCGCCCAAAGACGAACCUGCCGAGGCUCCUCUCACUCCGGCGAUCUCACCAGUUGAACCUUCUCUCACCGCCGAAGCUACCGUUGAACCCGCUGCUGAAUCUACGGUUGAGCCUACGCCCGAGAAGUCACUCUACACUCGCGUGGCUGAAAUUCCCUGGGCACCAAUCACUCUUCAAUACUGGCGGCAGGUGAUUGAUGAACUCUUCGCCGAGCGAAUAGUUUCGCUCUCGCAGCGCGAUAUCACCGUAGCUGCGUUGCAAAGCGCUGCAGCCGGAGCAGCUUUGACCAGUCUGCUUCUGGCCCUGGUGAGACCUCGCUAG
Messenger RNA from Penicillium oxalicum, 1509 nucleotides. It is a transcript of the gene she9, whose product is annotated as putative mitochondrion biogenesis protein (She9). Gene Ontology annotation, biological process: inner mitochondrial membrane organization. Gene Ontology annotation, cellular component: mitochondrial inner membrane. The transcript has 2 exons. The record is from RefSeq and is a predicted model, not a curated record. NCBI's taxonomy places the organism in Eukaryota, Fungi, Ascomycota, Eurotiomycetes, Eurotiales, Aspergillaceae. Bases 1 to 1509 code for a protein of 502 amino acids.